AUGAGGGAGAGGAUUUCUAAGAAGCUGAAGAAGAUGGAGGAGAAGAAGAAGAGUACAGACCCCAGCGAGGAGGACAGAGGGAAGAGGGCCAACCGCAGUGGUGCCAGAACCCUGGCCUGCUUGGAAGGCCGUUUCAACAUCCCUUCUAGUGGUGCCAGAACCCUGGCCUGCUUGGAAGGCCGUUUCAACAUCCCUUCUAGUGGUGCCAGAAACCUGGCCUGCUUGGAAGGCCGUUUCAACAUCCCUUCUAGUGGUGCCAGAACCCUGGCCUGCUUGGAAGGCCGUUUCAACAUCCCUUCUAGUGGUGCCAGAACCCUGGCCUGCUUGGAAGGCCGUUUCAACAUCCCUUCUAGUGGUGCCAGAACCCUGGCCUGCUUGGAAGACCGUUUCAACAUCCCUUCUAGUGGUGCCAGAACCCUGGCCUGCUUGGAAGGCCGUUUCAACAUCCCUUCUAGUGGUGCCAGAACCCUGGCCUGCUUGGAAGGCUGUUUCAACAUCCCUUCUAGUGGUGCCAGAACCCUGGCCUGCUUGGAAGGCCGUUUCAACAUCCCUUCUAGUGGUGCCAGAACCCUGGCCUGCUUGGAUGGCCGUUUCAACAUCCCUUCUAGUGGUGCCAGAACCCUGGCCUGCUUGGAUGGCCGUUUCAACAUCCCUUCUAGUGGUGCCAGAACCCUGGCCUGCUUGGAAGGCCGUUUCAACAUCCCUUCUAAUAAGCGACGAGCUUCGUCAAGAGGCUCGCUAGUUGAAGAAGGACCUACUGGACAUCAAAAAGAGAAGACCUCGCCAAUCCUCCACAGAAGGAGGAGGAAGACGAGGAGGCUAUUUUCACUAGCAACGGAUCUGUUCCCAGACACAAAUGGAUCUGAUCCCAGACACAAACGGAUCUGUUCCCAGACACAAACGGAUCUGUUCCCAGACACAAACGGAUCUGUUCCCAGACACAAACGGAUCUGUUCCCAGACACAAACGGAUCUGUUCCCAGACAUAAACGGAUCUGUUCCCAGACACAAACGGAUUUGUUCCCAGACACAAACGGAUCUGUUCCCAGACACAAACGGAUUUGUUCCCAGACACAAACGGAUUUGUUCCCAGACACAAACGGAUCUGUUCCCAGACACAAACGGAUCUGUUCCCAGACACAAACGGAUCUGUUCCCAGACACAAACGGAUUUGUUCCCAGACACAAACGGAUCUGUUCCCAGACACAAACGGAUCUGUUCCCAGACACAAACGGAUUUGUUCCCAGACACAAACGGAUUUGUUCCCAGACACAAACGGAUUUGUUCCCAGACACAAACGGAUCUGUUCCCAGACACAAACGGAUCUGUUCCCAGACACAAACGGAUCUGUUCCCAGACACACACGGAUCUGUUCCCAGACACAAACAGAUUUGUUCCCAGACACAAACAGAUUUGUUCCCAGACACAAACGGAUCUGUUCCCAGACACAAACGGAUUUGUUCCCAGACACAAACGGAUCUGUUCCCAGACACACACGGAUCUGUUCCCAGACACAAACCGAUUUGUUCCCAGACACAACCGGAUCUGUUCCCAGACACAACCGGAUCUGUUCCCAGACACAACCGGAUCUGUUCCCAGACAAAACCGGAUCUGUUCCCAGACACAACCGGAUCUGUUCCCAGACACAACCGGAUCUGUUCCCAGACACAACCGGAUCUGUUCCCAGACACAAACGGAUCUGUUCCCAGACACAAACGGAUCUGUUCCCAGACACAAACGGAUCUGUUCCCAGACACAAACGGAUCUGUUCCCAGACACAAACGGAUCUGUUCCCAGACACAAACGGAUCUGUUCCCAGACACAAACGGAUCUGAUCCCAGACACAAACGGAUCUGUUCCCAGACACAAACGGAUCUGUUCCCAGACACAAACGGAUCUGAUCCCAGACACAAACUGAUCUCAUUUUGUUUUGUAACAGCAUUCUUUGUGCUCAGUCCCAAAAGCAAACGCAUUCUUCCUUCAUGCACUAGCAACAGCAGCAGCCCACUACCCGCUCUUGGCAUGCGGAGUCAUAUUGAAAUGAAAAAGCCAACUGUCUCCUCAGAAUUCACCCAGCAGAGUGCUAAAAGAGACAUUAGGAACCUUUUUGAGUUAUAAUUUAUUUUUUAUUAUCUCUUCAAUUUUCAAGAUGAAUUAUAGCAUGUUCCUUUAGUCAGAUUUUUUUUCUUUCUUGGAAUAAGUGUUGGUUCUGAGAGCCAAAAAUAAGAGCGUCACUGUCUGUUUUAUACCCACCCUCAAUGGUGUGGCAACAUUCUUUUGACCACUUUGAGUUAUUUAUACAGGUUAUGAAUGUGUGCACAGCGUGUUUUAUUUCAAUGGCGCCUUGUCAGUCAAAUUGUGGAUGUGGAAGAAAUUAAUUUUAAAAAAAAUUCAAUUGACUUAGAUUUAACUUAGGUUUCUGUCAGUUCACAGGUUUCUGCCUCGUCUUGAAAAGGCGUUGAUUGGGGCAAGAGAGGAGCCUGCUUCCCUAACGAAGAGGUGUCUGUCGUCCACAACAACCUACAUCAGGCCUGGGAUUUGUAGCUCUCCAAGGCCCAGGAGACAGCUAGGGGAGGAAUGUAGUUAGAAUGGCCAUCAAACUCAAAUAUAGUAGUUAGUGACAACAGCUGGAGAGGGUGAAGUGAGUUCCUCGUGUAGCGCCCCGAGGGAGUCAUCAUUCAGCAUCCUGCAAGUCCCGGGCUGCUGCGAGGGGGCAGAGCGCUAGGGGUGAAUGGGAAAGAUGGAAGGAGAUCACUUCUUGCUUUCAUAAAUCAAAGGGAAAGAUUUGCACCUCGAACAGCAGAGCAGACAUCCAUGUUGACUCGGGGGAGGAGGCCUGUAGAGUGGCCCCAGCCCAACACUUCACAAGUCUCUGCUAAGGGAAUCCCAUGAUUGGUCAGAAUUUGGAGCAUUCGUGGGCUAAAUGCCUUGAGAAAUAAGAAUAAUUGCAUGGUUUCCUCAACCUAAAUGAUAGCCAUCCAACCCCAAAUACCCUCUUGGACUUUAGCUUUUUGUUACUCAGUGAAGUUCCUCCUGAAGUGAACUGACAACUUCUCUGAGAAACUGCCUGUUCACUCUAAACAGACUAUAUUAGAACCGUUAGAAUAAUGGUAGUUCUACUGUAGGAGUUUUAGUCACAGCAGCAGAGUCUUGUUGGCCUCCAGUAAUUAAGACACGAGACAGGCACCAAAGUUAUUACCGUUGUGUCAGUUGAUUCUCCUCGUAACUUUGGACCACUAUAUAAUUAAUAUCACUUCUGGAGAGAAUCAUACAGUUGGGUUUCUUUUUUGGUUUACAUAGUAAACAUUGUUUCAUUUGCUGUCAUUAAUACAAAUGUGCAUUGUCGCAGUGUACUAACCCUGGGAACCCAAUAUCUGGAGGGAUUGAAUCAGGCCCCAUAUCUUAUCUGCAAACCAGAAGCUUAAUUGUCAUGUUGCAGCAGAGUCGUUGCUACAGAGGUAGGAUCUUGAUUCGAUACAGUUUGCUACAGCAGGAAAAUAAUCAUGCAGCAACAGGACAUUUUUAUUAUUAUGUGGAUUAUAAUGAAUGGACAUUUUUGUAGGGUACAUUUUUUGAUACAUUUUUCAUAAGGUAAAAUAAAGUCUGAAAUUUCAAAGUGGAAAUUACAAACCUCAGAGGCCUUUUUAAACCUUAAAUGCACUACAAGUAAAUUAGAUAGUAAUGAUACUAUACUUGGGUAGUAGAGGAAGUUUACAAUCGUCUCGACGAUCAUUUUGAUGAAUGAAGGAUGUUGUCAAAGUUGGUAUUUGACUUCACUGUCCAGAAAGUAUAGACUAUUGUAUGUUUUUUCUUUUAAUAAUACUCUUUUUAGUGUUAUAUCCAACUAAGUACUGCAGAUUUAUUGUUUGCUUACAUUUAUUUUUAAUAGCAGAACUUUGUUGCUGAAACAGUUUACAAGUUCAACGUUCAAAUUCAACGUAAAAAAUUGCUAAAGACCAAAACACCACGCAAAAGAGUUUACAAAUGUCAGUUUGUGCCGUUUCAAUACAGGAAGUGUUUACAUUUCCCCCCACAAAUAAAUGACAAAAUUGUACAUCUAAAUGUUGGGAACUUUUGUGUAUUUAAGUAGAGAUGAACAUAGAGGCUGCCCGUAUGUUUAGAAAAGACUGUUGUAUGAACUCAGUCAAAUUAGGCGUUUUGAGAAAACAAACUCAUGGCCUGUGUCUGAAAUGGCACCCUGUUCCCUGUGGUGCACUACCUUGGACCAGGGCCCAUAGAGCUCUGCUCAAAAUGAGUUCACUAUAUAGGGAAUAGCGUGCCAUUUCAGACACACCCAUGCUGCAACUGCUUUAAAAUGAGUUGAGACUGUCUGGAUGAAUUUCGAGUUUAGCCUAGAUGUCAGAAGUUGUGUGAGGACACUGUGUACCGUACAGCCCGGCUUCACAGCACUUCAAAUUGUUUGGAGAAUGAACAAGCAACAUGUUGUUUAUGGAUCGGUUUGGUCAGACUGAUUACUCCCUGGUAAAGCAGGCCUGUAUGUUUUGCUGGCCAUAUAAUUCAGGCCUAUGCUUGGCUAUAUACACCAAGUAGUGGAAGGUAAAGUACAGUUACAGCAUUAUGAUCUAAAGAAGAGCUAGUUUUUAAAAUCUCUCUGAAGAAUAGGCCUCAACCUGUGAUCAUGGGUGCUAAAUACCAUUUCUCACAUCCUGGAAUGAUGAUCACAUGCCUAACAUACCAUCCUCUCUGACAGCGGCCCAGUGUUCCAGCCAGAAGGACUUAUACAGUACUACAGUAGCUCUUAAUAAAUGACAGGACCAGACACAGGAGGUCUGUCCUCGACACGUUACGUUUAUUUUGUCCCCCAUCAGUGUGUCCUGUCGGUGUCUGGGGCCGUUACCUGCUAGUCAGAAUAACCAUGACUCCAGUAGCCAGGUGACUGAGUCUGUGACAUCAGAGGGCUGUUAUGGAAAUUAGUGUGCCACUGGAACCACUUGGCUCUUUUCUCACUGUCUGCCCCCGCUGAGACAUCACUGCCUGGGCGUCUGAUCACAGAGAUUAAAACAAGCACAUUAACGCCUCGAGACACUAAACGUCAACAUACAUGCAGGUCCACCCCCCCCCACCCACCACACCCUCUCUCACUCUCAUCUCUGUUUUUCUGUGCGCUCUCUCUUUCUCUCAUCUCAGCAUCUCUCUCAUCCCUUCCCAUCUUUCCCUCUCAUUAGUUCAUGAAUUCAUUAUCAAAGUAGAGUCCCAUUCACACAGAAGAACUAGAUCACAAAAUGGUGAAAAAUCUCCAGUAUUUUAUGUACUGACUCCAUUCAGUCACUGCCUUACUCCACACCAGUUUGCCUCAUUCAUGCUGAUCAAGGGAAGGCCAGCCGUGCUUGUGCGUCUCCUCUCCAGUCAGUACAUUUUAUUUUUUUAACUAGGCAAGUCAGUUAAGAACAAAUUCCUAUUUACAAUGACAUCCUACCAGGGAACAUUGGGUUAACUGCCUUGAUCAGGGGCAGAAAGACAGAUUUGUACCUUGUCAGCUCGGGCAUUUGAUCCAACAACCUUUUGGUUACUAGUCCAACGCUCUAACCACUAGGCUACAUGCCACCACCAAACAUAAGUCAGCAAAACUUUUAAAUUAUUUCAUGUCAGAAAUGGUUCAUUUCCACAAAUACAGUACCAGUCAAAAGUUUGGACACAUCUACUCAUUCAAGGAUUUCCUUUAUUUUUACUAUUUUCUACAUUAUAGAAUAAUAGUGAAGACAUCAAAACCAUGAAAUAACACAAAUGGAAUUCUGUAGUAACCAAAAAAGUGUUACACAAAACACAAUAUAUAUGAGUUUCUUCAAAGUAGCCACCCUUUACCUUGAUGACAGCUUUGCACACUCUUGGCAUUCUCUCAACCAGUUUCACCUGGAAUGCUUUUCCAACAGACCUGAAGGAGUUCCCACAUAUGCUGAGCACUUGUUGGCUGCUUUUCCUUCACUCUGCGGUCCAACUCAUCCCAAACCAUCUCAAUUGGGUUGAGGUCGGGGGAUUGUGGAGGCCAGAUCAUCUGAUGAGGCACUCCAUCACUCCUUCUUGGUCAAAUGGCCCUUACACAGCCUGGAGGUGUUUUGGCUCAUUGUCCUGUUGAAAAACAAAUGAUAGUCACACUAAGCGCAAACCAGAUGGGAUGGCGUAUCGCUGCAGAAUGCUGUGGUAGUCAUGCUGGGUAAGUGUGCCUUGAAUUCUAAAUAAAUCACUGAUAGUGUCACCAGCAAAGCACCAUCACACCUUCUCCUCCAUGCUUCACGGUGGGAACCACACAUGCGGAGAUCAUCCGUUCACCUACUCUGCGUUUCACAAAAACAUGGCGGUUGGAACCAAAAAUUGCAAAUUUGGACUCAUCAGUCUAAAGGACAGAUUUCCACCGGUCUAAUGUCCUUUGUUCGUGUUUCUUGGCCCAAGCAAGUCUCUUCUUCUUAUUGGUGUCCUUUUAGUAGUGUUUUUUUCCCUAGCAAUUCGGCCAUGAAGGCCUGAUUCACGCAGUCUCCUCUGAACAGUUGAUGUUGAGAUGUUUCUGUUACUUGAACUCUGUGAAGAAUUUAUUUGGGCUGCAAUUUCUGAGGUGCAGUUAACUCUAAUGAACUUAUCCUCUGCAGCAGAGGUAACUCUGUGUCUUCCUUUCCUUUGGCGGUCCACAUGAGAGCCAGUUUCAUCAUAGGGCUUGAUGGUUUUUGCAACUGCACAAAUGUUCUGCCUUGACUCACCUUCAUGUCUUAAAGUAAUGAUGGACUAUCGUUUCGCUUUGCUUAUUUGAGCUGGUCUUGCCAUAAUAUGGACUUGGUCUUUUACCAAAUAGGGCAAUCUUCUGUAUACCACCCCUACCUUGUCCCAACUGAUCGGCUCAAACGCAUUAAGAAGGAAAGAAAUUCCACAAAUUAACUGUUAUCAAGGCACACCUGUUAAUUUAAAUGAAUUCCAGGUGACUAUCUUAUGAAGCUGGCUGAGAGAAUGCCUUGGUGACAGCUUUGCACACUCUUGGCAAAGGGUGGCUACUUUGAAGAAUCUCAAAUAUAAAAUCUAUUUUGAUUUGUUUAACUAUUUUUAUUGGUUAGUACAUGAUUCCAUGUGUGUUAUUUCAUAGUUUUGAUGUCUAUUUUUUACAAUGUAAAAAAGAAAUAAAACCCCUUGUGUCCAGACGUUUGACAUGUACUGUAUGUCAAAGCAACAUGAACCAUUUGAAAGAACAAGAAGUUGGUUUCUUUCUCUCUGUCCAAUCUGCUGUUGCUACAUCCAUUUUUGGACUUACACAUUAUGAAAUGUACCCAUUUGAUUUCGAAGUAUGUAUCUUUGAAAUGCAGUGAGUGUAGUUAAAACUAUAAUGUUGAUAUCAAGGAUGGUCAGUCCGUGCAUCCAUAACGUUGUCUAUGAAUUUGAGAGUGGUUACUUUUCUCCAUCCCCAGUCCUCAGCUUUUUACCAAAACGAGCAGGGAGAAUGCUUUGUUAUUGUUUCACCUGCAGAUGGCCCACUGUAGUUUAUAGAAUCCUUUUCAAGAUGAUCCUUUACACCCAAGGCUCUGCAUGUGGAAUUUGACCUAGUAUAGAAACAGUGUUGCAACACUGGGCUGUGAUCUAUACCCCCCACUUCAUUCACCCCUCACAGAUGACAAUUUGUUCUCAGGUCUUACCUGGUUCCAGUCAAUUUAUGUCAGGUUUCACCAAUUAUCUCACAUAUGGCCCCCUUCCCUCUGUUUCUGCUUAGCUCUCAGCACUCUCUGUUACCGUACCUUUAGGCCAGGUGAUCAAUUACAUACAGAUUAGCAUUAUGAACAAGAGAGUGGAGGGUUAGUGUGUCGCGGCCUCUCUGUUCCACGUUUCUUUCAGCACCUGCACCUGUACAAGGGUUUCAGGCCCUAUAGCCCCUGUAGCCUUGGCCCUGUCAGUCAGCCAGAGAUGAGAGAGGAAUGGGUAUGAUGGUUGUCCUGACCCAGAUUGUCUCACUCUCAUAUCAUAUCAACCAGUCUUACAGCUUGAUCUGCUCUCUCCCCUCGCAUGUUGGGAUUUUUACUGUUUAUCGUUAACAUGUUCUGUGUUUCGCUAAGUGUGAUUGUUAGUUGCGUCUCGGGUGUGGGAAACGUUCCUCAAGUCUUUCUUUCUCUCGCUCAUUCUCUUUCACACACACACACACACACACACACACACACACACACACACACACACACACACACACACACACACACACACACACACACACACACACACACACACACACACACACACACACACACACACACACACACACACACACACACACACACUCUCUCUCAUUUAAAUUCAAAUAAGCUUUAUUGUCAUGGGAAACAUAUGUUUACAUUGGCAAAGCAAGUGAAGUGAACUAAACAACUGAGAAUAAACGAAUUUAACAGCAUCAACAAAAAAAUAUUAGAAAUGAACAGUAAGCAUUGUACUCAAGGUUUCUCUCUCUCCUCUCUCAUAUAUUCUGUGUGAGUACUCUCUCCUGUCUUCCCAUGGCCACUUGGCCAGCCAACAGGCUUAUCCCUCACCUGUCAUCAGCUGGUUCCUUUGAAAGAGCAGGGCCAAAACCUGCGUUACUGGAGGCAGUACGCUCUGUCCUUCAUUUAGACUUCAUCCAAAUCUCAACUGACACUGUUUAUGGAUGCUUCCAUGUUUAUCUCUUUAAGGGCACUACAUUCUACAGAGUUUGGAUGUGUUGUAUUCUGGAUCCUCUCUUGGCAAAGUACCAAGGUUCAUUUCAGUGUACAGAUACUGAAUUGAAGUAGUAAGUAGACCUGCUACUGUGCUUUGUAAGUAUCGUUAUGCUUGAAUAAUACAAGGUUAUAUCCACUUAUUUGAGACACUUGUUUUUCUCAUUGAAACCCUCCUUGCCCAGAGGUAUACUUUCCCUUUGCAGUCUCAUCCAGUCUCAAGGCUGAAGUUGAAGCAUUCAGUCCCUUUUUCCUCCUUUCUUUUUCAUUGGGAACAUUUCCAAUACGUUGGAUGUGGCUGGCUCUGGCGCAGAGCAGGAAGAGAGGGGUUUCCUUGUUAAACUGUGAGCCCAUCAUUCAUCCUGCUGGAUCUGUUGGCCAUGCAGCAGGCACUGUAGUGGAGCAUUCGCUCAGAUCACAGCCGUUCACCUUGUGUUUGUCACUGUGACUCAACGGGUCUCUCGCUGCGUUUGAAAUGGCGACCUGUUCCCUAUGUAGUGCACUACUUUUGAUCAGGGCCCAUAGGGCUGUGGUGAAAAGUAGUGCAUUAUAUAGGGAAUAAGUGUGGUGCAUUUUCAGACACACCCUCUGUCUUACUAAUGAGGCAGCGCUUCAGAUGAUUAUUUGCAUGUUGGAUGUUAUUUCCUCUGCAUUCUGUCCCGAUUAAAUAUUUUCCCAAUUAACUAGGAUGCGCAUUAAUUAACUGUUUAAUAACUAAACGUAGUAAGUUCCUGUAGGAGACAAGAAGCCAGACAGACAGCAGGGCUAUGUCAGAGUAUAUCCAACUAUUAAUUACUAUGUUUUUAACUUCCUGUAGAGGAAAAUAAGCCGGUGAGCGAGGCCAUGGCUGAGGAUCUCCUAGUUAACAAACGGUCUGUUAGUUAACUAUGAACAGACUGCUAACUACUGUGUCCCUAUAGAGGGAAAUAAGCCGGGUAGCGAGGCGGUGGCGGAAUAUCUGGAUGGCAAGAAGAAAUAUGAAGACAUGAAGAAACAAACUGAAGAAGGGAUCCAGCAGAAAGACACAGACGAUGGCGCUGCUGGACCGUUUCAAGUCCAAGCUGUCUUCAGCCAUCCCUGAGACAGGACCCUGAGACAGGACCCUGAGACAGGACCCUGAGACAGGACCCUGAGACAGGACCCUGAGACAGGACCCUGAGACAGGACCCUGAGACAGGACCCUGAGGAGCUGGCGGAGGAUGAUGACAAAGGAUGGAUGGCCCAUGUUCUCCAGUUUGAUGAACAAACCAGAAAAGUCAAGGAUGCCAACAUGCAGGACGAAGACACGUUUGAGAUCUAUGAUUCACGCAACCCCGUCAACAAACGGCGGAGGGAGGAAGAAGGUCAAAAGUUAGGCCUGGAGGUUAACCUCGGCCAUGUGACAGACCAGUCCUCACUCCUCUCUUCCGCUCUAACCCACCACUUCAAAACAACUGUCUCUCCUUCCUGUUAAACUGUGUGAACUUUGAACCCUGGAAUGCCAUGAAGCACCAAAACAGCUGUUAUUGAGAAGCUGUUGGCCUCUGUUCACAUCUGGACUGAUGUAGCUAACACAGGGCUAACGUGACUCCAGCCCAUCAGAAUAAUCCCUGAUAAAAGGGAAACGCUCAUGACCUGACAGCUAUUGUUAAUGUAAAGCUCUCUGUCAUCAAGACAUAGUAUCCUUCUAGCAUUUUGAACUGGAAUCUGACCCCACAUUUCCGGGAAUUAACUUUUAUCAUCCUACUGUACUGAAUGUUUAUGUUGUGAUUGAGUGAGAAUUGGAAGGUGAAGGGGUGAGAAAUGCUCAGGUACCUAGGUAAAGUAGUAAGGUUGAUGGAUAACGUUCCAAGUCAUCCAUGUCAACUUGUCUGAUGAGCAAUGUAAUGAACAUGUACUGAUAAUAAAUGACCUUUCUCAUACGA
Messenger RNA from Salvelinus fontinalis (brook trout), 10572 nucleotides. RefSeq lists its product as uncharacterized. The record is from RefSeq and is a predicted model, not a curated record. NCBI's taxonomy places the organism in Eukaryota, Metazoa, Chordata, Actinopteri, Salmoniformes, Salmonidae. The transcript has 6 exons. The coding region runs from base 1 to 1917 and encodes 638 amino acids.